UCUUUUAUUGGGUCCUGUCCAGCUAGUGCUGUGUCUUUAAGGAAGCUGAAGCUGCUAAAAGUGAGUGAGAGAGAGGGAAAAAAAGAAAAAAACUUGGCAUCUUUUCCCCCUCGAGUUUCUGGUGUCACUUAUGAAACACGGGUCCUUGUUGCUGCAGAGAAGCAGUUGUUUUGCUAGAAGGAGGGAGUGUCCGGGCUGUCUGGGCUCCCUUCCUGCAGCCUGCUCUCAACGAGGCCCCAGGCACCCUGCCUGGGAAAGGGCGGGCACGGGCGAGCAGUUCGAAGGUGGGGCAGGAGCCAGGGUGCCCUUUCCUCCAGCCUCCCUGUCCUCCCCUGCGUGCCCGUGACUCUGCAGCCCGCCCUGGGCUAACUCUGUCCUUUGUCACUCUUUCGUUCCAUCUUAGAAGAGGAUCCGCUUGGCUAAGGAAGAGUGGUUUGAAGGUAAGCCAGCGGGAAAGGGGGAGGCCCACCGGGCACAGAGGCUCGACUGCUUGGCACUUUCCCGUUAGUUCGGGGUGCUGGGGACAAUCCCUUGUUUGCAUCCGUUCAGGGGGCAUCUGCCCCUCUAGCAACCGCAUCCCCAGAAAUCCCAGCAGCAUUGGGUUGAACCACUGGCCUCACCCAAGCCAGCUGAGAGGUCCUGGCGGGGGUUAUUUAGGCAGCUGCCUGGCGUAGUCUGAACGGAACAGGCCACGGGUGUGAUUCUGUAGAAAGGGUUUGGUGUCUGCUGCGGUCAUAGCCUGUAGGCGCAGGAGGGGGCGGUCGGGGUGGGUGGGGGCGGUGUGCACUGCACAAGGGGCCUUGUCUGGGCCAGGGCAAAGCAUACCUAUGGGGGGCUCUGGUGGGAGGGGCCAUGGCCAGGAUGUGGGAGGGCAGGAGGGAGGUUCUGUGGAGUGCAGGGGGAGGGGGGCGGCUGAGAACGGAUUUCAAGUCAUAAACUCAGCUCGGAGCUGGCCGAGGCAGGGAGAGCUCUCUGUUUGGAGGAGGAGCUGGGGUCCUCUUCCAUCCUGUCUUCGCCCCUUCUGGCUGCAUGACCUCGGGAGGUAGGAUGCAGGAGCUGUGUCUGCUGUGCUGGGCGGUCCUCCUGGGCCUAGCACAGGCCUGUCCUGAGCCCUGUGACUGCAGCGAGAAGUACGGCUUCCAGAUCGCCGACUGUGCCUACCGAGACCUGGAGGCGGUGCCUCCCGGCUUCCCUGCCAACGUGACCACGCUGAGCCUGUCAGCCAACCGGCUGCCCAGCCUGCCGGAGGGCGCCUUCCGAGAAGUGCCCCUGCUGCAGUCGCUAUGGCUGGCCCACAACGAAAUCCGUGUGGUGGCUGCUGGGGCCCUUGCCCCCCUGGGCCACCUCAAGAGCCUGGACCUCAGCCACAACCUCAUCUCUGACUUCGCCUGGGGCGACUUGCACAACCUCAGUGCCCUGCAGUUGCUCAAGAUGGACAGCAACGAGCUGACCUUCGUGCCCCGGGACGCCUUCCGCAGCCUGCGGGCACUGCGCUCGCUGCAGCUCAAUCACAACCGCCUGCACACGCUGGCCGAAGGCACCUUCGCGCCGCUCACGGCUCUGUCCCACCUGCAGAUCAACGACAACCCCUUUGACUGCACCUGCGGCAUCGUGUGGUUCAAGACGUGGGCCCUGACCACGGCCGUGUCCAUCCCGGAGCAAGACAACAUCACAUGCACUUCGCCCCACGUGCUCAAGGGCACGCCUCUGAGCCGCCUGCUGCCGCUGCCUUGCACGGCGCCCUCGGUGCAGCUCACCUACCAGCCCAGCCAGGAUGGCGCCGAGCUGCGGCCAGGCUUCGUGCUGGCCCUCCAUUGCGACGUGGAAGGCCAGCCGGCCCCCCAGCUCCACUGGCACAUCCAGACGCCCGGUGGCACCGUGGAGAUCACCAGCCCCAACGUGGGCGCUGACGGGCGUGCCCUGUCCAGGGUCCCGGUGGCCAGCGGCAAGCCUCGCUUCCAGGCCUUUGCCAAUGGGAGCCUGCUCAUCCCCGACUUCGGCAAGCUGGAGGAGGGCACCUACAGCUGCCUGGCCACCAAUGAGCUAGGCAGUGCGGAGAGCUCAGUGAACGUGGCCCUGGCCACGCCGGGCGAGGGCGGUGAGGAUGCACUGGGGCGCAAGUUCCACGGCAAAGCGGCGGAGGGUAAGGGCUGCUACACGGUUGACAACGAGGUGCAGCCCUCGGGUCCGGAGGACAACGUUGUCAUCAUCUACCUCAGCCGUGCGGGGGGGCCUGAGGCUGCAGCGGCGGGAGAAGGGGGCCCCGGAAAGCAGCCCCCCGGCCUGCUCCUACUAGGCCAGAGUCUCCUCCUUCUCUUUCUCACUUCUAUCUAGACUUCCCCUAUCCCCUCCCUGCGCUGGGCUGGAGCAACUCCAGCCCCCCCGCCCCCCCAGUUCCUUCCCUGACUCUGUGGAUGUCCCUUGUCAUAAGCAACACAAGGGUCCGAGGGUGGCGACCCCCAAGGCCUGCGAGGGGGACUUCACAUCUUCCUACCUCCCUUCUCACCUCUUCGGGAACACUCACCACCCCCAACUUCUAAACUUGCUCAAAGCUAGAGACUAGAGCAGAAUUUGAUCCCAUACUCACCUUGUACGGUGCUAAUUGCUGCUAACCACAUUGCCCACGCUACCUGGUCAGGGCGGAACGCUAACAGGGCGAUGCCUAACCGGCCGGGGGAAGCCCCACUGAUGGAAUUCCAGGCACUGGGGCUGACGAGCUGGCAGAGGCUGGGGGCACAGGGUUAGGGGCUUGGCAGGGAAGAAACCUAAAGCAGACAGGGAGGAGGCUCUCAGGUGGUGGUGGGCAUAGCUUUGGGCUCCUGGUAACCUACUUGAGCUCCUGCUGCCUCUCAGCAUUCCCUGAUGAUCUGGGGGGCUCAGGAGUCAGUGCCCUGAACUCAGACAGGAUUAGAGGAUCCAGGAGGGCCUUCAUCUCCUCCCAUCCUGUGCCCCUCCACCCUGGUCACCUGCCCUGCCUUUCUCUCCAAGUACGCGUCUAUAGCCUGCCCCUCCAAAGAGGCUAGCCGUCCCCAGGGGCGGCCGAGAAAUAAACAGCAUUUCCAAUGCU
Molecule: messenger RNA, 3067 nt
Organism: Hyaena hyaena (striped hyena)
Lineage: Eukaryota; Metazoa; Chordata; Mammalia; Carnivora; Hyaenidae
Gene: ISLR
Product: immunoglobulin superfamily containing leucine rich repeat
Exons: 2
Coding region: 1030-2334 (434 amino acids)
Molecular function (GO): protein binding
Source: RefSeq, a predicted model, not a curated record